AUGGUAAGCUUAAUACCUUUACCCUUUGGAAGAGACACCCAUGGCUUUGUUCCUUUCCCAAGCGUGAACACAUUCCCUAACCUCGAGACCGUGUUUACCUCACUCUCUUCCGCCCUAGUUCGUUUCUCUCCCAAGGCCAAGACCGUCUCUGCUGCCAACGACGAGCUCGCCAAGUGGUAUGGUCCUGACAGGAGAAUCUUCUUGCCGGAUGGUCUUUUGGACAGAUCAGAAAUCCCAGAGUACUUGAACGGUGAAGUUGCUGGAGACUAUGGUUAUGACCCAUUUGGACUUGGCAAGAAGCCUGAGAACUUCGCCAAAUACCAAGCCUUUGAACUUAUCCACGCGAGAUGGGCUAUGUUGGGAGCAGCUGGUUGCAUCAUCCCUGAAGCCUUAAACAAAUAUGGCGCUAACUGUGGCCCUGAAGCUGUCUGGUUUAAGACUGGUGCUCUGCUUCUUGAUGGAAACACAUUGAGCUACUUUGGCAAGAACAUCCCAAUCAACCUUGUUCUCGCUGUAGUUGCUGAGGUUGUUCUCCUUGGUGGAGCUGAGUACUACCGAAUCACCAACGGCUUGGACUUCGAAGACAAGCUUCACCCAGGAGGCCCAUUUGACCCUUUGGGACUUGCUAAAGACCCUGAACAAGGAGCUCUUCUCAAGGUUAAAGAGAUCAAGAACGGGAGAUUGGCCAUGUUUUCCAUGUUCGCUUUCUUCAUCCAAGCUUAUGUUACCGGAGAAGGUCCUGUUGAGAACCUUUCAAAGCAUCUAAGUGAUCCUUUCGGAAACAAUUUGCUUACCGUCAUCGCUGGUACUGCUGAGAGAGCUCCCACUCUCUAAGACAUUUCCAUUUUAAGGAGCUUCGAAGAUGCUUUGUACACUUUGUUUGAUGAAAUUU
Brassica oleracea var. oleracea is the source of this 892-nucleotide messenger RNA. RefSeq names its product chlorophyll a-b binding protein CP26, chloroplastic-like. The coding region runs from base 1 to 834 and encodes 277 amino acids. Gene Ontology annotation, biological process: response to light stimulus; photosynthesis, light harvesting in photosystem I. The record is from RefSeq and is a predicted model, not a curated record. Gene Ontology annotation, cellular component: plastoglobule; chloroplast thylakoid membrane. NCBI's taxonomy places the organism in Eukaryota, Viridiplantae, Streptophyta, Magnoliopsida, Brassicales, Brassicaceae. The transcript has 7 exons.